Linderina pennispora is the source of this 434-nucleotide messenger RNA. RefSeq lists its product as uncharacterized. Lineage: Eukaryota; Fungi; Kickxellomycota; Kickxellomycetes; Kickxellales; Kickxellaceae. Bases 94 to 336 code for a protein of 80 amino acids. The record is from RefSeq and is a predicted model, not a curated record. The transcript has a single exon.
UUUACUGCUUCCCCUGUUCUCCCAAACACCGCGGUUGGUGUCUCUUCCUAUGACCUGCCAGAGUGUCGAAACACGGCUGGCAACGCGAUAUUGAUGGUGUACUCACGUCCUGUAAAUUUUUUUCUUCUCUUUCUCUCUCAACAACAGCACCGGGAGCGGGGAACUUGGGUGUUGCUCAUGGCCUGUGACCGGGAGAUAGCCAGCGUUGGAUUGUUCGUACGACACAAUCCCGCCUCUUGCUCGCUUGGCCAUUGUCGCAGAAAAAUGCUCCCAACUUCCGUGUGCUGGCUGGGCACUAUAUUCGGUUUGGUCCAUUCUUUAAUCGGCUGGUGCUAAUAAUAUAGCCUUGCAAAAACAACGACCUUCAUGAGCAGCACGUUGAGGAUGUCAUAAUGAAGUCAUAGAUCGUCUCCUCGCUCUGUCGCAUUGCGCUA